Molecule: messenger RNA, 5313 nt
Organism: Homo sapiens (human)
Lineage: Eukaryota; Metazoa; Chordata; Mammalia; Primates; Hominidae
Gene: LPCAT2
Product: lysophosphatidylcholine acyltransferase 2
Exons: 14
Coding region: 111-1745 (544 amino acids)
Biological process (GO): phospholipid metabolic process; glycerophospholipid metabolic process; membrane organization
Cellular component (GO): plasma membrane; Golgi stack; endoplasmic reticulum membrane
Molecular function (GO): 1-acylglycerophosphocholine O-acyltransferase activity; plasmalogen synthase activity; 1-alkylglycerophosphocholine O-acyltransferase activity
Source: RefSeq, marked reviewed
AGAGGCUCCCCAGCGUCGCCCUAGGCUGGGACUCUAGUAGGUCUUCGGCUCAGUUUUGGCUGCAGCGCCCGCGUAGAUCGCUUCGGCCGGGUUCUACGCCCGGCUCAACUAUGAGCCGGUGCGCCCAGGCGGCGGAAGUGGCGGCCACAGUGCCAGGUGCCGGCGUCGGGAACGUGGGGCUGCGGCCGCCCAUGGUGCCCCGUCAGGCGUCCUUCUUCCCGCCGCCGGUGCCGAACCCCUUCGUGCAGCAGACGCAGAUCGGCUCCGCGAGGCGGGUCCAGAUUGUCCUUCUUGGGAUUAUCUUGCUUCCAAUUCGUGUCUUAUUGGUUGCGUUAAUUUUAUUACUUGCAUGGCCAUUUGCUGCAAUUUCAACAGUAUGCUGUCCUGAAAAGCUGACCCACCCAAUAACUGGUUGGAGGAGGAAAAUUACUCAAACAGCUUUGAAAUUUCUGGGUCGUGCUAUGUUCUUUUCAAUGGGAUUUAUAGUUGCUGUAAAAGGAAAGAUUGCAAGUCCUUUGGAAGCACCAGUUUUUGUUGCUGCCCCUCAUUCAACAUUCUUUGAUGGAAUUGCCUGUGUUGUAGCUGGGUUACCUUCUAUGGUAUCUCGAAAUGAGAAUGCACAAGUCCCUCUGAUUGGCAGACUGUUACGGGCUGUGCAACCAGUUUUGGUGUCCCGUGUAGAUCCGGAUUCCCGAAAAAACACAAUAAAUGAAAUAAUAAAGCGAACAACAUCAGGAGGAGAAUGGCCCCAGAUACUAGUUUUCCCAGAAGGUACUUGUACUAAUCGUUCCUGUUUGAUUACUUUUAAACCAGGAGCCUUCAUUCCAGGAGUUCCAGUGCAGCCAGUCCUCCUCAGAUACCCAAACAAGCUGGAUACUGUGACCUGGACAUGGCAAGGAUAUACAUUCAUUCAGCUUUGUAUGCUUACUUUCUGCCAGCUCUUCACAAAGGUAGAAGUUGAGUUUAUGCCAGUUCAAGUACCAAAUGAUGAAGAAAAAAAUGAUCCUGUCCUUUUUGCCAAUAAAGUCCGGAAUUUAAUGGCAGAAGCUCUGGGAAUACCAGUAACAGAUCAUACCUAUGAAGACUGCAGAUUGAUGAUUUCAGCAGGACAGCUAACAUUGCCUAUGGAAGCUGGGCUGGUGGAAUUUACUAAAAUUAGCCGAAAAUUGAAAUUAGAUUGGGAUGGUGUUCGUAAGCAUUUGGAUGAAUAUGCAUCUAUUGCGAGUUCCUCAAAAGGAGGAAGAAUUGGAAUUGAAGAAUUCGCCAAGUAUUUAAAGUUGCCUGUUUCAGAUGUCUUGAGACAACUUUUUGCACUCUUUGACAGGAACCAUGAUGGCAGCAUUGACUUCCGAGAGUAUGUGAUUGGCCUGGCUGUCUUGUGCAACCCUUCCAACACAGAGGAGAUCAUCCAGGUGGCAUUUAAGCUGUUUGACGUUGAUGAGGAUGGCUACAUAACGGAGGAAGAGUUCUCCACCAUUCUACAGGCUUCCCUUGGAGUGCCUGACCUUGAUGUUUCUGGUCUCUUCAAGGAAAUAGCCCAAGGGGACUCAAUUUCCUAUGAGGAAUUUAAAAGUUUUGCCUUAAAGCAUCCAGAAUAUGCUAAGAUAUUUACAACAUACCUAGACCUCCAGACGUGCCAUGUGUUUUCAUUACCAAAAGAAGUCCAGACAACCCCCUCCACCGCCAGUAAUAAAGUCAGCCCUGAAAAGCAUGAAGAGAGUACCUCAGACAAAAAAGAUGACUGAAAGCAGUAUUUCCAAUAAGGAAAACACAGUAGCUUUUGCUUGAAAUUGUAAAGGCACUUAUUGAUAAUACUUUUAAUGUGUUGGUAAUGAUGUUUAAAAUUGAAAGAUUUUUAAAACAAAAAUGAUAGAUUUUCUUACUAAAAAUGUUUUUAUUAACCUUGCUUUUAUUGGAAAAAAUCAAGCAAUAUUUCGUUUUCUUUUGUGUUAUAUUGUACUUUACUGAUUCAUUUACUGGUGAUACAUAUGUUUUUAUGGAUUUUCCAGUUUAAUUUGCAUAUACAAAUGAAUGCAAUGGUCUAUUGGUGAGCAUUGAGCAACACUGUAUAAAGUUUUAAAAAUGUAAACACUUUUUAAUCUACUUUCCUCUAAAAAUCAAUAAUAUUCUAUUAUUUCUAAUCCUUUUCCACUUGGGAAAUAACAAUGAAGAAUCUGAGAAUUUGACAUCUAUAACUUUACAGAUUCAUUUUUCCAUUUAAAUUUCAGUUUCUUGGAUCACUGAAUAUGGGAAGGGAGAGCUUCACUAAUUAGACGCAGCUUCUUAAGAACUUAUAUUCUCUUUGACAUACAUCUCUAUUGUAGUUUUUUGUUUUGUUUUGUUUUUUGAGAUGGAGUCUUGCUCUGUCACCCAGGCUGGAGUGCAGUGGUGCAAUCUCAGCUCACUGCAACCUCUGCCUCCUGGGUUCAAGUGAUUCUCGUACCUCAGACUCCCGAGUAGUUGGGAUUACAGGUGCCCACCACCACACCCGACUAAUUUUUGUAUUUUUAGUAGCCAUGUGGUUUUGCCAUGUUGGCCAGGCUGGUUUCGAACUCCUGACCUCAGGUGAUCCACCCACCUCAGCCUCCCAAAGUGCUGGGAUUACAGGUGUGAGCCACCGUUCCCGGCCUAUUGUAGAUUUUCUUAACUACUUGCUAAGGAAAUCAUAUCCUUUUACAUGAACUACAGGUUUAGAACUUGGUUUUAAGACAACUGCUAUGGCCAGAAGGUAAAUGGGAAUUGCCUUAUUGAAGGUAACAUUGAUUGCCUAAUAAGAAAAUGAAUUGUUUGCCACAGAGUUGAAUUUAAUUUGAGUUAGAUAGUUCAGAAUGUAGCACUUGCCCUAUAAAUGAAUCAGAUUUGUUCUAUUUAUAUAAUAUUAGAAUUAAUAUAUUAUCAUGUAAGUGGGAAUUUUAUUUUGUUAAGUGGACUCUCAAAUUUUAGAACUUGUGUGAAAUAUCUCCCAGAAAACACAAAAGGUUUCAAGGUAUCACCCAAAGCUAGGGAAUCAACAAACGUACUUUAUUAAUGCAAGACCACAAUUUAAGCCCCAGGCAGGAAUCCAACAGUAACAUUUUUCCUUUAGGUUAAGCAGUAAUUUUUUUGAAUUGUCAUUUUUAAUGGGUCUCACACAUGCAUAUUGCUAAUAUCAUUCAUGUUUGAGGUUUUCAACAAAGAACCAAUUUAUUAAUAUAAUGUACAAAAAUAGUUGGUUCAUUUUCUGAAUUCAGUCUUUGAAAUAAAACUCCUUGUUUUGGCCGUGUUUCUGAAUGUAUUGGUGAUUCACCCCCAAGCUAAUUUUUUAAAGUCAUUUUUGAAGUUGGGAAGUCUCAUGAGAGAUGUUGAAGUAUGUAUUUAAUCAAGAGUCAUGAUUUCAAACUAGUUUUACAUAUUAAGCAGUUAGUGUUCUAAUUUAAUGGGUAAAUGUGUGUUUGGAUAAAUAUCUGAAAAUUUUAUCCUUAAGUAUAUAUAAUUAUUUGCCUCUUAUAUGUCUUAAAGCUAUUUAAACAAGGUGUUAAAUGAGCCAAAACAAUUAAGUAAUUAGAACAGUACAUUUUUAUCAGAGUGUCUGUCAUAUGCAAUGAAUGUAUGUAAUACUAAAAAAUCAUGACUACUUUUAUCAAAGAAAAACCACACAUUAAUCCUAUUAAUCAUGAAAGCGUAGCAUUGUAAAUUAAAGGUUUUCUUUGAGGCUCUUGAAAGUGAUCCCAUUGCUUUCCUGUUUUAAAAAUAUUUUAUGCUCUUUAUUUCCACUUCUGUGAAUGUGAUAUUUCUAUUUUGUGAUUAUGUUACUGAAUAAACAAACUUGCUACAUAAAAUUCUUAGCAAUUAAAAAAAUUCUGAUUCUGCCAUUUUGUCUCAAAUGUAAUAUACCCUUUUAAUAUCAUAUGUUUACAUAUUUAUGAAUGAUUAAUCAUUUUUGUUUGCAUUAAACUUUAUGAAAUGUCAGAAAUGAUUUUACUCUAAUGAAACUCAAAUUUUGCCCAAAGUAGCAAUAUUCUUAAAGAUGUUGAAUUUUGACUGGUUGAAUUUUAUAUAGUAACACACAAGUCGUGAUCAUCAAUAUUAUUGCAGACCAGGACUCUGCUUAUAUGCCUUGCUAACAAAGAUUUCUUUCACAGAGGCUUUUCUCCUCUCAAGACUUAAAGUAAGAAUUACAUUUUAUUAAGUCAGUUAAAUGCACCAUGGCUUCAUAUAGUAAUAUAAAAAAACUCUUUGAAGUGAGAAAUAUUAUAUCCUAAAACCUCUAAACCACAAACAUUCAAUUGAAAGAGUUCUGUUGAAGGAUAAUGACAUACUGACUGCUUACAGACCAAGUUGCUUGCAUUUUGUAUGUUUAGCCCUCCUUUGCCACUGCUUUUAGAGCCUUGGAAGGCUAAGUGUGAUAGUAAUGCUAGCUCUAAUGCAUAUUUAAAGGAGACUGCCUCGCUUUUAGAAGACAUCUGGUCUGCUCUCUGCAUGAGGCACAGCAGUAAAGCUCUUUGAUUCCCAGAAUCAAGAACUCUCCCCUUCAGACUAUUACCGAAUGCAAGGUGGUUAAUUGAAGGCCACUAAUUGAUGCUCAAAUAGAAGGAUAUUGACUAUAUUGGAACAGAUGGAGUCUCUACUACAAAAGUCUUUGGGUAUUUGUUUCUUACAUAGAAAAUGCUAACAUGAAUAGAAAGAUACUGGUGCAAGACCAUUCCCGGGAAAGUAGACAUACUUACAUUUUUUUCCUUUUCUGCUCAUUUGAAUGAACUCAAUUUUAUGUUAAAUUGUUAUAUCAGAGUGACAAAUAAGUGCUAUGGCUUGAUAGAAGUGAAGCUCUUCACAUAUAUUCAAAAUACAUAUCACAAACUUUGGUAAAUAGGAUAGUAAUCUGAAGAACUUUUGCCCUUUUUACCCCAUUUACUGUAACUCUUGUUUCUAGGUAAUCGUUCUCUCUCAACAAACUUCUCAAGCGUCUGUGUAACAAGCCACAUGUUCUAACAAAUUGUCUCCAUCGCACUUCAACAGCCAGGUCCCUAUUUUUUAUAACGUAUUAACCUUAUUAUUUUCUUAUUAUUUUAAAAGAAUCUAUGCACAUUAGCAAAAUUUAAAAGAUAGAGAAAAAUAUAAACAGAAAAAAUUAUGUUUACUUCUACCACCCUAAAUCAACUAUUAUCAAUUUUAUACAUAUUUUACUCCAUCUUUUUUCAAAGUUUCUUACAUUUUCCAAUGUCAUUAAAAUUCUCUGUGAAUGUAAAUUUUAAAAACUGUACCUACUGUUUUUUGGAAAUCUGUAACAAGCUAUGUGUAAUCAUUCUUCUAAUAUUAAACAUAUUGUGUCCAGAA